UGACGAACCUCGGCGUGUUUUCAUUGGUGGUUCCACGCUCUACGGUUUGGUCACGUGACAGUAUCCGUCACUGCUGGCUGAGCGAAGCGUGUUAGCAGAUUUUUCUAUUUUGUACAUACAUUUUGUAUAUACUGUAUAUGAUGACAUCAGUGGUCAGUAAUCAAGCCCGGGGAACUCGCGAUAAAGCGCUGCCCACCACCACACAAACACAACCUCAAAAGCAGAUACAGGCCACAGCUGAACAGAUUCGUUUAGCCCAAAUGAUCUAUGACAAAAAUGAUGCAGGAUUUGAAGACAAGGUCAAGCAGCUGAUUGAAGUAACAGGGAAGAGUCAAGAUGAGUGCAUGGUAGCCCUUCAUGACUACAAUGAAGAUGUCAACAGAGCCAUCAAUUUUCUGUUGGAGAGCACUUCAGACACAUGUCAGAAUUCCUGGGAGACUGUGGGAAAGAAGAAAAGUCUCGGAAAAGAAGGAGGACCCUCAGAAAUUAAGGAGAGCCGGGAGAGGAAAGGAGGAGAGAGGGAAUCCAGUUAUGGACGUGCAGGGUCCAACAGACGGGGUCGGGGCACAAGCCGAGGCCGUGAAGGUUAUCCAGAAGAGAAUGGCAUUGAUGUGGCUCCAGGAGAGAGGGGGGUAGACCGUGCACGUAGGGGACGGGGCCGAGGGUCAGGGGGUCGGGGUAGAGGAAGAGCAGCUCCUGGGAGCAGGUUUUCCUCCCAGGGAAUGGGCACCUUCAAUCCAGCUGAGUACACUGCCAACUCUGGACCUCCACAUGAGUCAUGGGAAGUGGAUGACAAUGAAGCAGUUGAGGGAACUGGAACGUGGGGAGGCAAUCUGGAAGACUGGACGUCCUGAAGACUGGAACGAAGAUUUGUCUGAGUCCAAAGUAUUCACUGCCUCUGCUUCUGCUCCAGCAAACCAACACAAUCUACUGCCUAAAGCUGGAGAGGAAGUAGGGGGAUCUGUCGACUCAUACCUCGGGGGGAUAGUUGAUGGUCCCUCAACCGAAGA
Thalassophryne amazonica is the source of this 1010-nucleotide messenger RNA. RefSeq names its product ubiquitin-associated protein 2-like. NCBI's taxonomy places the organism in Eukaryota, Metazoa, Chordata, Actinopteri, Batrachoidiformes, Batrachoididae. Gene Ontology annotation, molecular function: protein binding. The transcript is spliced from 11 exons. The record is from RefSeq and is a predicted model, not a curated record. The coding region runs from base 138 to 854 and encodes 238 amino acids. Gene Ontology annotation, cellular component: nucleus; cytoplasm.